CAAAAUCUUAUAAAUUAGUGGUGCAAAUUGCCACGCAUCAGUCGGAACACAGAGACGGAGAGAGAAUGGAAGUGGAAGCAGUGAAGAGAUACCUGGAGAAAGGAGGAGAAGAGAACGCAGCCACGAUCGAUGGACUGCCUCUCAGAUUUUUCGAACGAUUCACCAUGCAAGGUCUGCGUGUCGAUCUCAUCGAACCUGGCCGUCUGAUUUGCUCCCUCAAAGUCCCCACUCGUUUACUGAACUCUGGUAAUUUCUUGCAUGGUGGAGCGACGGCAACACUGGUGGACAUGGUGGGAUCGGCUGUUAUAUACACUGUUGGAGCUCCAGUGACUGGAGUUUCGGUGGAGAUCAACAUUUCAUACUUGGAUGCUGCUUUUGCUGAUGAGGAAAUUGAGAUUGAGGCUAGGGUUUUACGUGUUGGGAAGGCUGUUGGAGUUGUCAGUGUUGAGUUCAGGAAGAAAGAGACGGGCAAAAUUAUUGCUCAGGGGCGUCAUACCAAGUACCUUGCUGUGCCUAGUAAGAUGUGAAAACGUGCUUCUAUUUUUUCGUUCAUUUGAAAUUCGAAUGUUGUAGUUUCGUUCCCAUUGUAAAUAAAAUAAUGAUUGUUUAACAAUACAUGUGCUUGAAUUACGUAUUCUGGAAGUCUGGAAUUUUACCU
Messenger RNA from Carya illinoinensis, 658 nucleotides. RefSeq names its product acyl-coenzyme A thioesterase 13. The record is from RefSeq and is a predicted model, not a curated record. NCBI's taxonomy places the organism in Eukaryota, Viridiplantae, Streptophyta, Magnoliopsida, Fagales, Juglandaceae. Bases 66 to 527 code for a protein of 153 amino acids. Gene Ontology annotation, molecular function: fatty acyl-CoA hydrolase activity. The transcript is spliced from 3 exons.